Messenger RNA from Mangifera indica (mango), 1133 nucleotides. RefSeq names its product probable 6-phosphogluconolactonase 4, chloroplastic. The transcript has 3 exons. Gene Ontology annotation, molecular function: 6-phosphogluconolactonase activity. Gene Ontology annotation, biological process: carbohydrate metabolic process; pentose-phosphate shunt. NCBI's taxonomy places the organism in Eukaryota, Viridiplantae, Streptophyta, Magnoliopsida, Sapindales, Anacardiaceae. Bases 155 to 925 code for a protein of 256 amino acids. The record is from RefSeq and is a predicted model, not a curated record.
UUAGAAGCCUUAAUUAACACUCACUUUUCACCAUAUAAACCACUCAACUCCACGCUCUUCAACUUAUCCUAUCAACCCGGCCGGUCGUUUUUCCAAGCGUUUCUGUGAUCGCCGAGAAUCCGAGAAGUUCAACUGCCUACGAACCAAAGCAUCAAUGGCCGAGACUUACACAGAAAACAAAAACAAGGUGCAGGUUUUUGAUUCGGAGGAAGAUCUCGCUGUUUCACUGGCCAAAUACACGGCCGAUCUGUCGGAGAAGUUUUGUAAAGAGAAGGGUAGUUUCUCUGUCGUUUUGUCUGGUGGUUAUCUCAUCAAGUUACUCAGGAAAUUGGUGGAACCGCCGUAUAUUGAUUCAAUUGAAUGGGGGAAAUGGCUCGUUUUUUGGGUGGAUGAGAGAGUUGUUCCCAAGGAUCAUGAAGAUAGCAAUUAUAAACUAGCGUAUGAUGGUCUUCUCUCUAAGGUACCAAUUAUCCCCGAUAACGUUUAUGCUAUCAAUGAUACUUCAUCGGCGGAGGGUGCAGCUGAAGAUUAUGAGAUGCGUCUCAAACAUUUGGUCAAGAGUAAUACACUAAAUGUAUCAGCAGCUACUGGGGCGCCCAAGUUUGAUCUGAUGCUUCUGGGUAUGGGUCCAGAUGGGCAUGUGGCUUCUUUAUUUCCAGGGCAUCCUCUGCUGAACGAGAAAGAGAAAUGGGUUACCUUCAUCAAAGACUCACCAAAGCCACCUCCAGAGAGGAUCACUUUUACCUUCCCUGUAAUCAAUUCGGCUGUGUAUAACGCACUUGUGAUUUGUGGUGCUGCGGAAGCCGGUCCAGUGCAGGCUGCUUUGGGAAAUAGUCAAAAUCCGGAUAAGCUGCCCGUUCAAUUGGUUUCAGCUGAAGUUGAAUUAGCUUGGUUUUUAGACAAAGAUGCUGCUUCAAAGCUGUAAGAGGUUAGAAAAUCUAGCUAUAUGACUGGAUCCAUGUAAUGUCUGCUCUCUUUAUGUUGUGCUUUGUGGUUUGUUUGAUCGACCAAUAAGAGCUACUGGAUUUUGUAUUAUAAGUAUGGACUGACUGAUGAAGCUUUUCCUCUUCUGCUAUGGCAAGAGGAAAGAGUGAGAAUCCAAUAAAAUUUUACUUGGGAAGCUUUUCUAGUCA